CGUCGGUGGGGGAGAGAGAGAGAGAGAGAGAGAGAGAGAGAGGAGGCUGCGAGAGGAGUGUGCGGAGCCGCUCCUCUAACUAGCUGGUCAGCGCUGCGGGAGUAACCAGCCUCCGCUGCUGGAGGUGGAGGUGGAGAACUUGAAUCAUGCACCUCGUCAUCACUACGAACUGGGAGUGGAGCCGAAAUUGUGCAAGACGCGGAUAGCAGCAGGACCCCCGGAACCAGCAGGACCCCCGGAACCAGCACGAGUUUGGGUUGCCUGCACGGCGUGCGUGUGCGCGCGUGUGUGUUUUCUUCUUCUUCUUUUUCUUUUUCUUCUUCUUCUUCUUCUUCUUCUUUGCGCUGCAUCAAGUUUCCGAGCGGUGGACAUGCUCGACGAGGCGCCGCUGCUCGGGACCCGUGGCGCCGCCUCACAUGUGCUCCGUGCUGACGCGGUCCGGAGCGGCUAGAGACGGGACGGGGACCCGCUUGCUGAGCGAGCCGACGACACGCGAGGAGGGGUUUCCUGUUCUGCCGCCGCGCUUCGUGUUUCGGUGUUAGGGGGCAGCAGCAGAGUUUCCCCCGGGCGCUGCGGGACCAGCGGGGCCAUGGGGAACGCGGGCAGUAUGGACCAGCACCCCGACCUCCGGGCGCACAGCAUGCCCCUGAAGCUGCCCAUGCCGGAGCCAGCCGAACUGGAGGAGAGAUUUGCGGUCGUCUUGAACUCAAUGAACCUUCCUCCAGACAAAGCUCGACUACUGCGGCAGUAUGACAACGAGAAGAAGUGGGAACUCAUCUGUGAUCAGGAGCGAUUCCAAGUGAAAAACCCCCCUCACACAUACAUCCAGAAGCUGAGGAGUUACCUGGACCCAGCGGUCACGAGGAAGAAAUUCAGACGGAGGGUCCAGGAGUCCACCCAAGUCCUAAGAGAACUGGAAAUUUCAUUACGGACAAAUCAUAUAGGGUGGGUGAGAGAGUUCUUAAAUGAAGAAAACAAAGGUUUGGACGUGCUGGUGGAGUAUCUUUCUUUUGCACAGUAUGCCGUCACGUUUGAUGGGGAUUGCAUAGAGAACAACCCAGACAACUUGGUAGACAAAUCCAAACCGUGGAGCCGCUCCAUAGAGGACCUCCAUGGUGGAAACAGCCUGCCAUCUCCCAUCAGUGGGAACGGCAUCACCCGAGUUGGGCGACACUCCACGCUACGCUGUAACACACUGCCCAGCCGGAGGACGCUGAAGAACUCCAGACUAGUCUGUAAGAAAGACGACGUCCAUGUCUGCAUCAUGUGCCUGCGAGCUAUCAUGAAUUACCAGUAUGGCUUCAACAUGGUCAUGUCACACCCACAUGCUGUGAAUGAAAUUGCACUAAGUCUCAACAAUAAGAAUCCGAGGACCAAAGCUCUGGUGUUGGAGCUACUGGCGGCAGUUUGUCUCGUGAGAGGAGGCCAUGAAAUCAUUCUCUCGGCGUUCGACAACUUUAAGGAGGUGUGUGCGGAGACUCAGAGGUUUGAGAGGCUGAUGGAGCACUUCAAGAACGAAGACAACAACAUCGACUUCAUGGUGGCGUGUAUGCAGUUCAUCAACAUCGUGGUGCACUCAGUAGAGGACAUGAACUUCAGGGUUCACCUUCAGUAUGACUUCACCAAGCUGUGUCUGGACGACUACUUAGAUAAGCUGAAGCACACGGAGAGCGAUAAGCUGCAGGUUCAGAUUCAGGCUUACUUGGACAACGUAUUCGACGUUGGGGCACUACUUGAGGAUGCGGAGACCAAAAAUGCCGCCCUGGAGCGGGUUGAGGAGCUGGAGGAGAACAUGUCUCAUAUGACAGAGAAGCUGCAGGACAUGGAGAAUGAAGCCAUGUCCAAGAUUGUGGAGCUUGAGAAGCAGCUGAUGCAGAGGAACAAGGACCUAGAGUCCAUCAGGGAAGUAUACAAGGACACCAGCACGCAGGUGCACACGCUGCGGCAGAUGGUGAAGGAGAAGGACGAGGCCAUCCAGCGGCAGUGCAACCUGGAGAAGAAGAUCCAGGAGCUUGAGAAGCAGGGCACCAUCAAGAUCCACAAAAAGGGGGAUGGCGACAUUUCCAUCCUGCCCUCGCCGCCCUCCGGAGUCGCCCUGGUGCCUGGCGUGGAGGGCGCGCUGGGUGGCGCGGAGGCAAGGGCCAACAUGACCAUUGGACAGAACCAUGUGGGAGGCGCACCGGGCAUGCUAGCACCACCACCGCCCCCUCCCCCACCACCGCCGCCACCACUACCAACAAUGAAUGGCGUGGCGCCAAACGGACCGUCAUCAGCCGGCCCCACAGUCGCUGCUCCGCCUCCCCCUCCGCCCCCGCCACCACCCCCAGGGCCCGCUGCAGCAAUGUCUGCCCCACUGCCCCCUCCACCUCCGCCUGUAGCCCCCCCGCUGCCUGGCUGCGGCACCCCAACAGUCAUCAUGAACUCUGGGUUAGCAGCUGUCAAGAUUAAGAAACCUAUCAAGACCAAGUUCCGCAUGCCUGUCUUCAACUGGGUGGCCCUGAAACCCAACCAGAUCAAUGGAACCGUCUUCAAUGAGAUUGACGAUGAGAGGAUACUGGAGGACUUGAAUGUCGAUGAGUUUGAGGAGAUGUUCAAGACGAAGGCCCAGGGCCCGGCGAUUGAUGUGACCAUGAGCAAGCAGAAAGUCAUUCAGAAGGGGCACAACAAGGUGGCCCUGCUUGACUCCAACAGAGCCAAGAACCUCGCUAUCACGCUGAGGAAGGUGGGCAAGACGCCAGAGGAGAUCUGCAGGGCCAUUCACAUUUUUGACUUGCGCACCCUGCCGGUGGACUUUGUGGAGUGUCUGAUGCGCUUCCAGCCCACGGAGAAUGAGGUAAAGGUCCUGCGGCAGUUUGAGAAGGAGCGCAAGCCCCUGGAGAGCCUGACGGAUGAGGAUCGCUUCAUGUUGCAGUUCAGCAAGAUCGAGCGGCUCAUGCAGAAAAUGACCAUCAUGGCCUUCAUCGGCAACUUCUCUGAGAGCGUGCAGAUGCUGACACCGCAACUACAUGCAGUCAUCGCAGCAUCUGUGUCCAUCAAAUCAUCUCAGAAGCUCAAGAAAAUCCUGGAGAUUAUUUUGGCGCUCGGAAACUACAUGAACAGCAGCAAAAGAGGAGCAGUGUACGGUUUCAAGCUACAAAGUUUAGACCUGCUACUCGAUACCAAGUCGACAGACCGUAAGAUGACGUUGCUGCACUACAUAGCUAACGUGGUGAAGGAGAAAUACCAGCAGGUGUCGCUCUUCUACAAUGAGCUGCACUAUGUGGAGAAGGCAGCUGCGGUGUCACUGGAGAAUGUUCUGUUGGACGUUAAGGAGCUGCAGAGAGGCAUGGAGCUGACCAAGAGGGAGUACAGCUUGCACGGCCACAACACCAUGCUGAAAGACUUUAUCACACACAACGAGAGCAAACUGAAAAAGCUUCAGGAUGAUGCCAAGAUUGCCCAGGACGCCUUCGACGAGGCGGUGAAGUUCUUCGGGGAGAAUUCCAAAACCACUCCUCCUUCGGUUUUCUUCCCCGUGUUUGUGCGAUUUGUCAAGGCCUACAGGCAAGCGGAGGAGGACAACGAGCAGAGGAAGAGGCAAGAGCAAAUGUUAAUGGAGAAACUUCUGGAGCAGGAGGCCAUGAUGGAGGAGGACCAGAAGUCUCCGUCCCAUAAGAACAAGCGGCAGCAGCAGGAAUUGAUCCAGGAGCUCAGGAAGAAGCAGGUGAAGGACAGUCGCCAUGUCUAUGAAGGCAAAGAUGGAGCGAUUGAGGACAUCAUCACGGCCCUAAAGAAGAAUAAUAUUACUAAAUUUCCCAAUGUCUACUCGAGGGUAAGGAACUCCUCCAGUAGCACCCCUGUGGUGGAUGUGUCCCAAACCUGAUCUGAGGAAUCAGCCUUACAGGCGAGCAGAUGCGGUGCGGAGGAGUGUCCGGAGGCGCUUUGAUGAUCAGAACUUGCGGCCGCUGAACAACGCGGAAGUGGUCAUGUGACAUGUGAUGUGACGAGGGAGCAGUGCAUGUGCUGGGGAGAGGAGAGGACUGGCGGUUACAUGGGGGAGAGAAAGCGAGUGGAAGAUGAUGUACGAGAGGCAAAGGACGUCACGUGAAGGGAGAUGAGCGUAGUAGCAGCCAGAGACGAGCUUGUAUGUAAACACAGUGUGAUGUCAUGCCCCGUCUGUGUGGUAGCAGGUUCUCACGAUGAAGGACUGGGGGUGGUGUAGGAGACGGAGGGCUCUGAAAGGACUGGGGGUGGUGUAGGAGACGGAGGGCUCUGAAAGGUCGACUUUAAGAAACCUUAGACAAGCCAAGUGCCUGAUCUUCAUUAUUUUGUGUUUUGAUCUGAUUCCGCGUCAUCCUCUUGUUGUUUGAUGACUGUCUGUUUUUUGUUUGUAUUUUAUUGCCGUCUGUCAAUUCGAGCAAUACAACUGACCAGGCUUUACCCGCAAGAUAGAUUCCUGUGAUGUAUACAACUGGACACAGCAGCAGAGAGAUCUUCCUGAAAUACACAGAAUGUCUGGGCGGGACGCGCUCCCUCCGCUGUUGCAGAUAGUCCACAUUCCAGCGCCGCCGCCGCCAUUCCUCCGUGAGACAGACGUGUGCCCGACCAGUGCUUUAAAACUCACAUCUCGAUAGCUUUUUUAUGACUCUAUGAAAAGGGCUUGAUGGACUCGUCAUAGGGGACAGAUUUAGUUUUUGCUAAAUCUAGUCGAGACUAAAGCAGUGAUCCAAAAAAAAACUGAGGCGUUUGCAUGAGGUGGAGGUCCUCCACAAAAACCACACCCCAGCUGAAGAAAUGAUUUUCAGAUGCACAGACUAAGAGAAGUGGAGAAAGUGGUUUGAGAAAUGAAACCAGGCUACUGUAACUUGGUGCAUAAGGCCUCUGCUAGUGUAUAACGACCCCUUAUUCAGCAGUGGACCCCGCAUAGCUCCUCAUCCAUAGAACCAGUCUGUCACAUGCCGUCCCUAACAACCGCUUCAUCAGUCUGGUUGCUAAGAGCAUAAUAAUAAUAACCAUGUCUCGAUGCUGCUCAGUAACCCAGGUAACAGCAUCACAGAAGGUUGAGUCAGUUCAUCUGGACACACCGUUUACUGACAGACACGUCUUUUCACUCAGCCGAGAGACCUCUUCAGUCUCACCUGACCACAGAUACCCCCACCCUAAUAAACAAUACAGUGACUGCAGGUGUCCCCACCCUAAUAAACAAUACAGUGACUGCAGGUGUCCCCACCCUAAUAAACAAUACAGUGACUGCAGGUGUCCCCACCCUUAUAAACAAUACAGUGACUGCGGGUGUCCCCACCCUUAUAAACAAUACAGUGACUGCGGGUGUCCCACCCUUAUAAACAAUACAGUGACUGCAGGUGUCCCCACCCUUAUAAACAAUACAGUGACUGCAGGUGUCCCCACCCUUAUAAACAAUACAGUGACUGCAGGUGUCCCCACCCUUAUAAACAAUACAGUGACUGCAGGUGUCCCCACCCUUAUAAACAAUACAGUGACUGCAGGUGUCCCCACCCUUAUAAACAAUACAGUGACUGCAGGUGUCCCCACCCUUAUAAACAAUACAGUGACUGUAGGUACCCCACCCUUAUAAACAAUACAGUGACUGCGGGUGUCCCCACCCUUAUAAACAAUACAGUGACUGUGGGUGUCCCCACCCUUAUAAACAAUACAGUGACUGCAGGUGUCCCCACCCUUAUAAACAAUACAGUGACUGCAGGUGUCCCCACCCUAAUAAACAAUACAGUGACUGCAGGUGUCCCCACCCUUAUAAACAAUACAGUGACUGCGGGUGUCCCCACCCUUAUAAACAAUACAGUGACUGCGGGUGUCCCCACCCUUAUAAACAAUACAGUGACUGCAGGUACCCCACCCUUAUAAACAAUACAGCUGCAUAAGCAACAACCAGUUUCAUGUGCCGAUAUGGGUGUGACCAUUCGCUACAGCUUCAGUGUGUACUUGUUGACAGAGGACUUGGGAAUGUUUGCAAUCGCAGCAUUGUUGGAUGGGGGGUAAGAGUACAUCUGUCUCAGCCAUAUUCAUAUGAAAGUGGUCGUUGGUUUCGGUCGUUAUGCGUCUGUCACCAUCUUCCAAUGCUGUGAUUGCAACAAUCCUGAAUCCUCGGUGCCCACUGUAACUCUACUUAAUGGCCACACCCAUGUCUGCAUAUGAAACUGAUCGAUGGCGUGGGGCGUUAUGCAGAUGUAUUGUUGAUAAGGGUCAUUUCCGGCUACCACUUUCUGGUACCACCUUUGUCGAGGUUCCAAAAACACUGGAGCGGUACCGGAAUCGAUGCAGACCGGCUACACUGAGGGGUUCUGUUACGGUGAUGGAAAACGACACGAGCUGAGCCCGUACCAUGUAGUGGGAAAGGGGCAUUAGAUGAUGAAACGUACCCGUCCCGGUGAACCGACUCACCUGCUGUGAGCGUAGUCAGACUUGCAUUAACGCUGUAGACACCACGAGAAGCCACGAGGGGGCGCUGAUGAGCCCAUCGUUUAAAACACAAGAGACUGGAUCAGUUUUUUAACGCUGAAAACUGCAGUGCUACUCAGAAUCCAGCGACCGUGUGUGUCUACUCAUGUAUUGUAAUUUUGUUGUAUAGUAUUUAACCACUGACAUGGUUUUGUUUCAGCGGUUGCUCAUGGUCUGUUGCUCGUGGUCUGUAUGUGACAACACGUAGGUCAUUCAAGACAGCACAACAACGUACACAACACGAAAAGAAAAACAAAAGUUUUCUAAAUGUACAGAUAUUUUGCUACAGUACUUUUUUACACUUAAUAAAUCCACUACAUCACCAGAAGGUUACUAUUGUACAUAUUGUUUAAACGAAGCUGGCAGCGCCUUGUGCGACGUGGUGUGAAUGUUGUUUUAACUUAUACUUUUGUUUCCAUUCUGCAUAUUUAAUGAGCCAAAAACGACCAUUAACUCAAGACUUCAGUGAGCUGAUGAAACCGGGCCAAAACCGGGCCAAGGGUCACGCCAUGUUUCCUAGGGUGUCACAAAGCAACCCCCGAGCCAGCCACCACACACACACACACACACACACACACAAAAAGCUGUGUGUGUUUGUGUGUGCAAAGAGCUGUGGUCUGACUUCACAUGAACACGAGAGAGGUGUGUUGAGGGUUGGUCCUGCUGGCGGAGGUGUUCUGUUGCUUUGUGACCCAGCCUGUUUCCUGGACCGGGACUUUCUCCACGAUAGCGCGUGCUGCCAUUCUUCUCUUCUCAUUCCUCUGUACUGACGCCAUGUGGCUGACUGGAUAAUACUGGCAUGUGUUUUGUUGUACCAGAAAUGUAUUUUAGGCAUCGUGUGCUUACCACAAGCUACUUAAAAUAACUUUUUAUUAGAUGAUCUGAGAUUUCCAAUGAUUAUGAUCAAAUAAACUAUUUAC
Molecule: messenger RNA, 7376 nt
Organism: Lampris incognitus (smalleye Pacific opah)
Lineage: Eukaryota; Metazoa; Chordata; Actinopteri; Lampriformes; Lampridae
Gene: fmnl2a
Product: formin-like 2a
Exons: 28
Coding region: 590-3862 (1090 amino acids)
Biological process (GO): regulation of cell shape; cortical actin cytoskeleton organization; cell migration
Cellular component (GO): cytosol
Molecular function (GO): small GTPase binding; actin filament binding
Source: RefSeq, a predicted model, not a curated record